Molecule: messenger RNA, 1536 nt
Organism: Cannabis sativa
Lineage: Eukaryota; Viridiplantae; Streptophyta; Magnoliopsida; Rosales; Cannabaceae
Product: aspartic proteinase CDR1-like
Exons: 1
Coding region: 4-1353 (449 amino acids)
Biological process (GO): proteolysis
Cellular component (GO): extracellular region
Molecular function (GO): aspartic-type endopeptidase activity
Source: RefSeq, a predicted model, not a curated record
AAUAUGGCUCUACACAUUGCUCUUCCUUUGUUAACAAUUAUUUGUUUCAUACCAGGUUUUUGUUUCACAGCUGCAUCGAGAGUAUCAAUCAGUAAAACUAAUAGUUUCUCAACUGAUCUCAUUCAACGCGAUUCUCCAUUCUCCCACACUACAAUUCCUUCCACCACUCAUUAUGACCGCCUUCACAACGCUUUCCGCCGCUCUUUCUCCCGCCUCAGCCACUACCAAUCAACCUUAGUGACACAAAAAUCAGCUAUCCAAUCAAGAAUCAUUCCCAGCGAAGGCGAGUACCUCAUGAACAUUUCCAUCGGAACCCCACCAAUCCAACUCAUCGGCAUAGCUGACACUGGCAGCGAUCUAAUAUGGACUCAGUGCAAGCCAUGCACCGAGUGCUUCAAGCAGACCCCAACCCUUUUCGACCCAGCCAAGUCCACCACCUACCACGACGUUCCAUGCUCCGCCAAACCCUGCGCCGAGCUCUACCAAGCUACUUGUGGUUCGCACCACGACACGUGCAUGUACAGCUACUCAUACGGAGACCGUUCCUACACGAAGGGCGAUCUCGCUUCCGAGACCUUUACCGUUGGCUCUACUUCAAUCCCCAAAAUCGUUUUCGGCUGUGGCCACGACAAUGGUGGUACGUUCGAUGAGUCUGGUUCUGGCUUGAUUGGUCUCGGAGGUGGGUCUCUUUCGUUAGUCACUCAAUUGGGCAAGACCAUCGGUGGUAAGUUCUCCUACUGUUUAGUUCCUUUGUCAGCUGAAUCUUACGUCACAAGCAAGAUCAGUUUCGGCAGUGCGGCGGUUGUAUCUGGUAACGGUGUGGUUUCCACGUCUUUAGUCUCAAACAAAGACCCUAAAACUUACUAUUACCUCACUUUAGAAGCCAUUAGCGUUGGAAAACAGAGGUUGGUAUAUGAUACUAACCAUUACAAUAUGACGUCAUCGUCCAAGGCUGGGGUAGCGGAUAACGAGGGGAACAUCAUAAUCGAUUCCGGGACGACUCUGACGUUUCUCCCGGCUGGGUUCUACGAUGAUUUGGUGCAGGUUCUAGAAAAAUCCAUUGAAGCCGAGAAGGUGAGUGAUCCGAAAGGAGUGUUGAGUCUGUGUUUUAGAUCGGAGAGUAGUAUUAGUGUUCCUGCUAUCACAGCUCACUUUACAGGAGCCGACGUCGUUUUGAAUCCACUGAACACGUUUGCAAAGGUUGAGGAUGAUUUAUUCUGCUUCACUAUGGCGCCUUCUACGGAUUUUGCCAUAUUUGGAAACUUAGCUCAAAUGAACUUUUUGGUGGGCUAUGAUAUUGAUGGUGGAACGGUAUCGUUUAAGCCCACUGAUUGUAGCAGAUUGACUAUUUGACCUUUCAAAUAGACCCUAUAUAUAAAUAUAUAUUAUUAUUGAUUUGCUUGCAUGGCCUUUUCCAGUCUUUUUUCGCGUAUCGUUUUGAUUGAGAGAGUACUUGCGCGCUCUACUUUCUACUUUCAAUGAAAAUUAGCUUUUAUAAAUGUAAGUUAGUAGCGUGGAAUUACAAUAUCAGCAAGU